AUGCAUCAUAUCCAGAGCUUCAAACCAUCGUCUUUCGUAUCUCGUCUUUCCACUCAUCCUCAACGGUCUAAAAGUACAGCAGCUAAAAGUGCUGGAAUCAUUGCACAGAUUGAAACCAAACGCGGUCCUCGUUGUAACCCCGGUCUCGUAGUCUUUGAUAAGGAUGGCACACUUAUUGACUUUACACUCAUGUGGGGUGGUUGGGUCGAAUCACAGGCGUGGAAUGUUGAAAUGACGACAGGAUUACCCGUUCGAGAAAAACUUUUUCAAGCCAUGGGCUACGAUUGGAUCAGUCGCUCAAUUAAAUCCAAGGGUGCACUAUGCUGUACGCCCAUGGGUGAACUCUACAAGCUUGCAGUACGAGUAUUGGUAGUAGAAGGCAUGACCCAGUCAAAAGCCAAUGAGAUCAUUCAGCAAUGCUGGAGUAUGCCUGACCCCGUGCUCACUAGUCGACCACUUGCCAAUGUCCCUGCACUUUUCCGUACUAUCAAGAAAAUGGACAUGAAAAUUGCCGUCUGCACGACAGACGAUCGUCAACCUACAGUUGAUACACUGCAGCACUUGGGUGUGUCUGAUAUGGUAGACGCAUUAGCAUGUGGAGAUGAUGGAUUACCCGCUAAGCCCGCGGGUGAACAGAUUUGGAACAUCUGUCGUAAGCUUCACGUGGAGCCGCAUAACACCAUUAUGGUCGGUGAUACGUCCACGGAUAUGAUUCUAGGUAAGAAUGCAGGCUGUGGUCUAUCCAUUGGUGUUUUGGGCGGUGCGUCGUCGCUUGAUGAUCUCGCUGAAGACGCCGACGUGCUCGUACCUUCCAUCGAUCGGGUUAUCAAAGUACUCUUCCAAUACGGUCAGCAGGCGCACCGUUUUGGUGAUGCCAAGUGA
Peronospora belbahrii is the source of this 882-nucleotide messenger RNA. The record is from the annotation of a GenBank genome assembly. NCBI's taxonomy places the organism in Eukaryota, Oomycota, Peronosporomycetes, Peronosporales, Peronosporaceae.